Molecule: messenger RNA, 1403 nt
Organism: Aspergillus homomorphus CBS 101889
Lineage: Eukaryota; Fungi; Ascomycota; Eurotiomycetes; Eurotiales; Aspergillaceae
Exons: 1
Coding region: 87-1295 (402 amino acids)
Source: RefSeq, a predicted model, not a curated record
CUCACUCCCACGUCAAUUGUCCGGAACAAUUUGACCUUUCCCUCGUUUUGCAUAUUUUAUUUAAGUUUCAAACAUCCCAACUCGACAUGUUCUCCAAGUCCAGUGUGGUUGGUGCCACAGUAUUCUUCGCUGCUGUGGCCCAGGCUCACAUGAUCAUGAACCAUCCUGUCCCUUACGGAAAGUCGUCCCUCACCAACUCCCCUUUGGCCAGUGAUGGCAGUGACUUCCCUUGUAAGCUUCGCGAUGGUGUAUAUGACUGGCCGGCUGAGGAUGAGAUGAACUACUUCGAGACGGGAGUGUCCCAAGCUCUGAACUUUACCGGCAUGGCCGUCCACGGCGGUGGCUCUUGUCAGAUCAGCUUGACCACCGACAUGGAGCCAACCAAGAGCACUGUCUGGCAAGUCAUCAAGUCCUUCGAGGGCGGCUGUCCUGCGAACGUUGAUGGUAACCUGGACGGGGAUGCGUCGACUCCGGAUCCCUACCAGUUCAACUUUACCAUUCCUACUGAUUUCUCCGCCGGCAACUAUACGCUGGCAUGGACCUGGUUCAACCGUGUGGGUGGCCGUGAGAUGUACAUGAAUUGCGCACCUAUUACUGUUACAGAGGGCUCUUCCCAGAAGCGCGCCGUUGCCAAGCGGAGCAGCUACCCUGACCUCUUUGUCGCCAACAUUAACGGCUGCAUCACCCCCGAAGGCGUGGAUAUCCGCUUUCCCAACCCUGGUGACGUGGUUGAAUACGACGGUGAGGCAUCUCGUCUCGCGGCCCCCGAUGCUGCAGCCUGCACAGGUGUGUCUACCGUGUGGGGCGGAGGCAGCUCCACCACAGCAGCUGCAUCCGCCUCAUCUACCACGACCACUGCGCUUACGGGCACAAUAAUUGCCACUGCCCCCGCCAUGGCAAUUGAGACUUCCGCCGCGACGUCAUCGGCUGAGAGCCGUACCCGCACCACUACUGCUGCUCCAGCUGCUACUAGUACCGACACAACCGGAGCACGUCCCAACGAACACCAGCAGAAUGCCGUUCACACCACCUCGACCGCCACGACGACUGCCAGCGACUCUACCUCCACCAGUGCCACUCUCUCAGGUGUACUCACCGGGGCCUGCAGCCCUGAAGGGUCCUGGUGGUGCAACGCUGGCGUCUCCUUCCAGCGCUGCGCUAACGGCGUCUGGACUCCGGCCCAGGACAUGGCGCCAGGAACAGUCUGUAUGGCGGGUCAGUCUUCUGAUCUCACGAUCUCUCUCGCUAAGAAGCGUCGCGAGGAGCAGCGUAUGCGUCGUCGCCACCUUGCUUAAGUGAUAUCAGUAGGCUGGUGGUGUGAGUGACGAGUAUGCAGGGGUUGAUGACCACCCUUCCUUAUUUCUUUGCCCCCUCAGUAUAGGUCAGGAAUAGCUUGUGCAGAC